This is a messenger RNA of Dermacentor andersoni, 1719 nucleotides long. Its product is annotated as probable serine carboxypeptidase CPVL. The record is from RefSeq and is a predicted model, not a curated record. Gene Ontology annotation, biological process: proteolysis. Lineage: Eukaryota; Metazoa; Arthropoda; Arachnida; Ixodida; Ixodidae. Gene Ontology annotation, molecular function: serine-type carboxypeptidase activity.
ACCAGUCCGCUCUUGCAGGUUUUCUGUAUUUCAGUGCUUUUCGGCUGUUGUGCACGCAGAUAUGCCGUUCAAAGUAGGACACAUGCUUAUAUCAAUUUGCGCGUUAACAGUAAUUAAUUGUGAAGUGGCCAAAAUGAACGAUGGGUCUGACCUUGCUGUUCUUCAAGCUGAACUGCAGUGCCGAUAUAUGAACAACUCUGACCCGUCCGAGGACACCAUUCUUGAUACCAUUGAUGCUGGGAUGCUUCUGACACGUUUUACUGAACUGAGAAAAGCCAGUCGUGUUUGUUUGCCAAAGCCAUGCGACAAGCUAAGGGCAUAUUCUGGAUAUAUUCCUGUUGACAAAAGCAACAAAUCAUCGUACUUGUUUUUCUUACAUAUCAAGUCUGAGCCCGAUUCCGGAAAACCUCUGCUUUUAUGGCUGCAAGGUGGACCUGGAAAAUCCUCGCUUUUUGGACAGUUUCUUGAAAACGGACCCCUCGGAAUUGAUGCCGCAGGAAAACUUUACUACAGAGAACACACCCUACUAAAUAAUUUCAACAUUAUUUACCUGGACCAGCCUGUUGGAUCCGGAUACAGCUUCAGCGAAACGAAAGCAUACCCUUCCUCGCUAGAUGAAGCUUCGACCCAUGUCAUCACAUUUCUUGAGGAGUUCUUGAAAAUUUUUCCCGAAUACAAGGACAAAGACUUUUACAUCGCUGGCGAGUCCUAUGGAGCAAGGUCAGCCGUUGGAGUGGCACAAAUGUUAGUGCCCCAGGCAUCGCGCCCGUUUCCCCUGCACAUUAAAGGAGUCAUGCUUGGCGUCGGAUUUCUUUUCCCUCUGAUGGAUAUCAUCAAUUCAACCGACUUCCUCUACUACACCAGUCUACUUGAUGAUUGCGGUCGCAAUUUGUUAGCUCAAAGGUUCGAUAUGAUUCAGACGCUUGCUGCAGAAGAACAGCAUAAAGCGGCUGUACUACUCAGCCAAACUGUUCUCAACUUGCGUAUGAAAAGCCAGCAAAGUUUAUUCGAAAGUCUCAGCGGGUUCCAUCACCAUGGAAGCAUCACAACACCUCAAAGGCCGAGGGAAGUUUUGUCGUACAUGAUUUAUGCAAACAGCUCAGAAUUUAAGAAGAGAAUUCACGUCGGUUCUUCGAGGACGCUUGAUGGAACUAGGUAUCAAAUAGCACUAAAAUUAGCGUUAACAGACUUUUUCGUGGACCUUAAGGAUAACCUAACGAAUGUUCUGAACAACGUUCGUGUUCUCUUAUACACGGCGCAACUGGACGCCGUAUUUCCAGCUGUCAACAUCGAGCAGUCUUUAAAGAAUCUGGCUUGGCGGGGGUCAGAAGCGCUCCAAAAAGCUAACCGCACCCACUGGUUCGAUACAAAGUCGUCACUCAAUCUUCUCGGUUAUGUGAAAGAAGCUGGCAGUGUUAUGUGUGCCACAGUUUUGUACGGAGGCCACUAUGUUUCGUUGGAUCGCUCGCGUGCAGUCAGUGAGCUAUAUAACCGGUUUUUGGAGUUCCAAAGUAAGCCUAGCUUACCGGAGGUAAGGAGUUGCUAAUUUAGUUUGCUAUUCUGUCUAGCAAUCAAAGCAAACAAAACUGGGGAAUAUUGCUGCAUUACAAUGUGUUUACGGUAUUUUGACGAAGCUUUGUAGAAAAUGUGGUUUCUUUCGCAAUAUGUAACCAAGUACUCGACGGUUGCACUGCUCCUAUUAAAAAUUUUCGUACACUG